AUGGGUUUGAAUAUGGCAAUAAAUCUGGAUGUGCAGGAGUUGGUGGUUUUAGGGGAUUCCGAUUUGCUCAUUCGACAAGCUCGAGGCGAAUGGGAGACUCGAGACAUUAAACUCAUGCCGUACAAACAAUGUUUAGAAAACCUCAUCAAAAGAUUCAAGUCCAUUGAAUUCAGGUACAUUCCCAGGUUUCACAAUGAGUUAGCUGAUGCUUUGGCCACCCUAGCCUCGAUGCUUCCAUACCCGGGUAAUACCUAUAUUGACCCGUUGGAAAUCCAAGUUAGGGAUCAACAUGGUUAUUGCAAUAUAAUUGAAGUAGAGCCAGACGGUGAGCCCUGGUAUCACGACAUUAAACGGUUUUUAAAAGCUAAAGAAUAUCCAAUACAUGCUGAUAGAGAUAAAAAAAGAACUAUUAGGCGACUCGCCAAUGGGUUCUUCUUGAGUGGCGAUAUCUUAUAUAAAAGGACUCCAGAUUUGAAUCUAUUGCGAUGUGUGAAUAUUCAAGAAGCAGAAACAAUUAUGAAUGAGGUGCAUUCAGGGGUUUGUGGCCCUCACAUGAACGGUUAUGUUCUAGCAAAAAAGAUUAUCCGGGCAGGGUACUAUUGGUUGACCAUGGAGCGAGAUUGCUUUCGAUUUGUACGCAGGUGCCAUCAGUGCCAAAUUCAUAGCGACUUGAUUCACUCACCCCUUUAG
Solanum verrucosum is the source of this 690-nucleotide messenger RNA. RefSeq lists its product as uncharacterized. Bases 1 to 690 code for a protein of 229 amino acids. The record is from RefSeq and is a predicted model, not a curated record. The transcript has a single exon. Gene Ontology annotation, molecular function: RNA-DNA hybrid ribonuclease activity; nucleic acid binding. Lineage: Eukaryota; Viridiplantae; Streptophyta; Magnoliopsida; Solanales; Solanaceae.